Messenger RNA from Mauremys mutica (yellowpond turtle), 2253 nucleotides. It is a transcript of the gene IGSF21, whose product is annotated as immunoglobin superfamily member 21. Lineage: Eukaryota; Metazoa; Chordata; Testudines; Geoemydidae. The transcript has 10 exons. Gene Ontology annotation, biological process: heterophilic cell-cell adhesion; homophilic cell-cell adhesion. The record is from RefSeq and is a predicted model, not a curated record. Gene Ontology annotation, cellular component: adherens junction. Bases 249 to 1646 code for a protein of 465 amino acids.
GCAGCCUGCGCGCAGGGAGGGAGGGAGGCGGGCGCGCCGCCCAGGUGCAGCGUCUCCUGCUCGAUUCGGGCUCUGCCCCCCGAUCCCCUCCUCCUGCCUCUUCCUCCGCCCCGGACUCCAGCGGGCAGCGAUGUUCGACCCCCGCCGCUGUCCCGUCGCCCCCGACCCUCCCGCGCCCCGCUCCGGAUCGCCCCGCGGCCGGCUGGGGCGCGUGUGAACCCGAUGGAGUUGUUAUUCUGGGGGCCAACAUGCGAACGAUGAACUACCUGCGCCUUUGCUUUGUACUCUGGGACCUCCUGGACGCGGCGCUGGGCUACCUGACUGUCAGCAUUGAGCCGCUUCCACCUGUGGUGGUCGGGGAUGCCGUGACUCUGAAAUGUAACUUCAAGACGGAUGGCAGGAUGCGGGAGAUAGUCUGGUACCGGGUAACAGAUGGUGGUACCAUCAAACAGAAGAUCUUCACCUUUGACGCCAUGUUCUCCACCAACUACUCGCACAUGGAGAAUUAUCGCAAGAGAGAGGACUUGGUGUACCAGUCCACAGUGCGUCUUCCAGAGGUUCGGAUCUCAGACAACGGCCCAUACGAGUGUCAUGUGGGCAUUUACGACAGAGCUACCCGGGAGAAGGUGGUCCUGGCAUCUGGCAACAUAUUCCUCAACGUGAUGUCUCCUCCCAUCUCCAUCUCAGUCAUUGCUGCAGACACGCCCGCCCCCUUCAGCCGCUACCAAGCGCAGAACUUCACCUUGGUCUGCAUAGUCUCGGGAGGGAAGCCUGCCCCGACGGUGUAUUUUAAGAGAGACGGGGAGCUCAUUGAGGUGGUGCCCCUCCUGGAGCCUCCAUCCAGCGCCGCCGGGUUACAGGACAGCCGAGCCGCUCGGAACCUGCUGAACCGUGACCUGGACGACACCAAGAUGCAGAAGUCCCUAUCCCUGCUGGACGUGGAGGACCGGGGCGGGCGGCCCUACACGGAGGACCCCCUCAAGAGCCUCACCCCUGACCCGGGACUUCUGUUCAGCCCGGCCACGGAGAUCAUCCCAGAGACUGUGGUGAGCCGGGAGUUCCCGAGGUGGGUCCACAACAUGGAGCCCGUCUACUUCUUCCACCAUACGCACAUCCCCCUCAGCGACGGCACCGUGGAGGUGCGGGCCAUGCUCAUGUGGACGCUUAACCCGCAGAUAGACAAUGAGGCGCUCUUCAGCUGUGAGGUCAAGCACCCCGCCCUCUCCAUGCCCAUGCAGGCCGAGGUCACGCUAGUUGCUCCCAAGGGCCCCAAAAUCAUGAUGACCCCAACGAGAGCCCGCGUUGGAGACACAGUUCGGAUCUUGGUGCACAGCUUUCAGAAUGAAGUCUUCCCUGAGCCCUUGUUCACCUGGACCCGUGUUGGGAGCAGGCUCCUGGAUGGCAGCGCUGAGCAUGAUGGGAAGGAGUUGGUCCUGGAAAGAGUGCCGGCUGAGUUAAACGGCUCCAUGUACCGCUGCACUGCUCAGAACCCACUGGGCUCCACAGACACCCACACCAGGCUUAUAGUGUUUGAAAACCCAAAUAUUCCAAGAGGAACAGAGGACUCAAAUGGUUCAGCGACCAGCCACAGCAGCUUCAGGCUAAUUUUGAUGCUCACCCUAACAGUGAUCCUGGAGCUGACGUGAAGGCUUGCCUCAUCCUCCUCCCUUGAGCAGCUCCACCCAGCAUUUACAUCUCCGUCAAUUGGUUUUCUUUUCUUUUCUUUUUUUCUUUUUCUUUUUCUAAACUAUUUACAGUCUUGUCCUCGGUCUCUUUCUGUCUGUGUCUUGGCUUCCUCGGUCGAUUUAAUUAAAAUGAAAAAAAAAUGUCCCCCUGGUAAAAGGCAGCGCGUAUUAUUUGCCAUGUGCAAUCCUUGGCCUAUAGAAAGGGCAGUCUGGUCCUUGCACAUGCAAAAACAAGAGCCGGUAAUUACACACAAAAGCACAUACAGGGAAUGCAGCCAGGCGCAUAUUUCGCAGAUGCAAUUUAGGCACCGAUGUUGGCAAAAGUCACCCCGUCUAGCCAUACGGAGGCAGAAAGUCUAACAGAAGAUGGGGCUGGGAGCGAGGACAGCUGGGUUCUAGCCCCAGUUCUGUCACCAAUUCUGUGACCCCUUGGACAAGUCGUUUUGGUCGAAAUUUUCAGGGGUAGCCACUGAUUUUGGGUUCACACCCCACCGCUCCAGAUGGGCUGAGCUCCCAUUGAUUGCAGCUGGAGGUAAAGGUGCUCAGCCCCGGGGACAAUCAGACACCG